AGUUUCAAAAGAUAAAGAAGCGCAGCGCCAUGAAAGCAAAAUGAGUUCAAAAAACAACAGAAAAUACGGAUUCAUUUAAAUCACAUGUGUCCAAUGCACAGAAAUUGAAACUUGGCAGAAAAGUCUUUUCGAAAAAUUCCCAAAUGUCUGUGCAGUGAUAACCAAAACGAAAGGUUUCAACAACUAUUUACAAUAACAACAACAACAAUCACAACUUUGUAAAAAGUGUAGACAAAGAACAUUUAAAAACAAAAUAUAAAUAGAAGUAAAGAGUAAAGUAGUGAAAACUAGUGAUAAGGAGUUUGCAUUGAAAGUCCUGAAGAUGCCUGCGCUUACAACAGAAACAAUUUUACUUCAGGCCAUAACAAAUGCCAACAUAACAGACAACCCACUUCAACAGCGAUUGCAACCGGAAACCGUACUAAGUCCCGCUCCAACGGUCGGUGGUGGUGUUAGCGGUGAUGAUGGUGGAGCUGGUCUCGGUGAUACAAGUACGCUCAGCAACAUCGCUUCAAUUAUACUCUCGAAUUUCCUGCCAACCAACACAAACUCAAAUUCUAUUGCAGCAAUGCAUAAACCAUCUUUUGCCACAUUUAGCCCGCCAAGCAUAGAGAAUCUUGUUGCCAGCUCAGCAGAGGAUUUAAACAAUUUUCGGGAUGUGACAUUUGAUAUCUUUGACGAUGACGACGAUUUAUUUGGCUCACCCAUGGCAUUCGAUGCUAGUGAGAACGGUUUGUGGAAUGGACGUUUUGUACCGCCACCGCCACGGCCACCCUUUUUCAUGGAUGAACCAGUGCUGAGUGAUGGACUGACAACGUGUGAUUUGUGUUCUUGGGCCAUGCCAACCAAGAGUACUUUUAUCUUUGAGGGCACAAUAGAAAAAGCAUCUGAACUGGGUUGGCCUUUAACACUUAUAAUUGUGUCCAUUUUGUCAGCACUUCUGGGGGCAAUUAUAAUGAUUACAGUGGUGCGAUGCAGAAGAAAAAAAGCUUCAAACAAUCGUAAUGAAACGCAUGUGCAAUGGUGGUCACGCAAUAAACGUCCCAACAAUAGCAAUAACAACAAUCAUUUGCGGCGUAGCAACAUUUAUACAGCGCAUCCAGCCGACAGUAUACGAGGACUGCAACAACCGUCAUUAUCAGCAGCAUCAUCGCUAACAGCAAUGACAGCCAUGGGUGUACCGCCAGCAGCAACAAUUGCCGCUACAACCAACACAACACAGUCACAACAACAGCAAUUCUAUGCACCGCACCUGCAUCACCAACAUCAGCACCAACACCAACAUCAACAUCAACAUCAGCAUCAGCAUCAAUUACAAUUGCAACAGCAUCAGCAAUAUCAUCAACCGUUGCAACACGAAUAUGAAUAUGAGCAUGAGUAUCACCAGCCACAGGAAUUGCAAUUGCAGUUGCAACAUCAGCGGCAGCAUAGCUCGUCAAUGUCAUCAACUACGUCGUCGCCCUCGUUGACAACCACAACAACAAUGAUGCCAAUGCAAUUGCAUGUGCAACGUCCACACCAUCAUGAGCAACAUUUGCGCGAGGAUGCCUGCCACUGGCCCAAUGCAACGAUGAUGGUGGCCAGCUGAGUAGAGGCUACAUAUGCAGAGCCCACCUGACAACCGUGUCCGCAGCAUUCCGGUGCUGCGACCAUUGCUAGUGCUGGUGUAAGAAGCUACGAAUUCGACUGGGCAAGAACAAAGAGCUUAGAAAGUUUGAAAAAUGAUUGGAUUUGGCAGUGAAAGAGCAAAAUGAUUCGCCCUGAAGCAGAGCCAGGCAAUGGGUUGGUGUAUUUUUAAGGAAAAUGAAAUGCCCAAAGUACGCUUACAGUGUUUCGUUGUGUUUGUGACCAGCAAUAGUCUGAUUUUAGCUAAUUUAGUAGUGCAAUAAUUUUACAUGUUAACAGCUGCAAGCGUAGCAACAUGCUGUGCAACUCAUUUGUUGCUAAGCAAUUAGGAACAUAAAAAUUUGUGCGCCGAGCAACAUGUCGCUAUGCGAAAAGUAGCUGAAAAGUUUAAAGUAGCUUUGUUAAAACCAUUUUCACAUGCAAAUAAAAUGAGUUCUUCGUCAUAAUGGAUGCUAUGUGAAGCAUAAAUACUUAAAGUUCCGUACACCGUUUCAGUGCUUCAGUGCUUCAGUGCUCCUGCUGCAGUGCUUCCAACACUUUUAUGUGCUAAAAUGCUAACCUCACAUUUCAUUGAUACUCCUUAAAACUGCAGCAGCUUUGUCACGUAUUGAUUUGUGGUGGUCAUCAAAUUUUGGUGUUGUUCAACAAAAUUUACUUUCCUGACUUACUAGCGCCACAUGCUGGUCACGUCUUAUCCUUUAUUGCUUUUUGGUAUUAGUAAAAGGAAGAAUUUAUGUUGCCAACUUAACAUGAAACAUAUACGAAAAAAAAAAAUAGAAUAAUAUAUAAAAGUAUAUAAAAUAUGAAAACGAAUAAAAUAAAAUAAAAUAGAAAUAUCUGAAAAUCUGUGUAAAAGGAAAAAGGAAGUAAAAAAAGAUGUAAUCAAAUUUAAUGAUUGUUUUUAUAAACAGGGUUUUACGCAUUUUACAACAAAUAACAACAAAUUACAUGGAAAUGAGUGAAAUUUUAAUGACGUAGCAUUUAUUAUUUUUACGAAAACCAGAAGAAAAAAAUUAAAAAUUAAAUAAAAUGCGUUUAAAUAUCAUAUCACAAAAGUAAGCAUUUUAAUUGAAUUAAAAACUGUGUAAAUUUAAUUAAAAUUAUUAAAAUAUAAGGA
Messenger RNA from Teleopsis dalmanni, 2743 nucleotides. RefSeq lists its product as uncharacterized. The record is from RefSeq and is a predicted model, not a curated record. Lineage: Eukaryota; Metazoa; Arthropoda; Insecta; Diptera; Diopsidae. The coding region runs from base 323 to 1588 and encodes 421 amino acids. The transcript is spliced from 5 exons.